This is a messenger RNA of Daphnia pulicaria, 1513 nucleotides long. It is a transcript of the gene Vhl, whose product is annotated as von Hippel-Lindau disease tumor suppressor-like. The coding region runs from base 122 to 634 and encodes 170 amino acids. NCBI's taxonomy places the organism in Eukaryota, Metazoa, Arthropoda, Branchiopoda, Diplostraca, Daphniidae. The transcript is spliced from 5 exons. The record is from RefSeq and is a predicted model, not a curated record.
AUCAAGGAACUGAGACGACACGAAGAAGAGACGUAGAGUCGUAUAUAAAUAAACAGUCUCACGUAGCUACUACAUGCAAAUUUUGCACUAGCAAUAAUAACAGUUUCUUACUGAUGUGAAAAUGAUAAAUGAAGAAAACUUUAGGGAUGGCGUUCGUGAGAUGAGGUCGCAACCCAGCCGUGGAUUAAGCUUCGUUCGAUUUUGCAAUCAUACUCAAAGAAAAGUUGAAGUAAUAUGGAUGAAUUAUGAAGGUGCAAGAGUGAAAUAUAAAACUUUAGAACCAGAAGAAUUUUUUGACGUAAACACAUAUGUGGCUCAUCCUUGGCUAUUUCAAGAUGCAUUGACACAUGAAAGGUUAAAUGCAAAUUCAAAAGAUGUAUUUCAACCAAAUGCAUGGUAUGAGCAAUAUCUUCCAGACUUGCAAAGUGGGAAAAUUAAUCCUCAAGACAUAAAACCCAAACGAGUUACUGUCAACAUUACAAGCCCUCUAUAUUCUCUAAAAUAUUCUGCUAUGCAUGCCAUUAGAAAGACGAUAAAAGAUUACAAUCAUGUUCAUCAGCUAGAAAUCCCUAGGCAGUUGCAAAAUGAUCUAGUGGUGCUCAUGAAAUCAUCAAGAAUUAAGAAUACUAUAUAAUUGGUCCAGCGAUUCAAUUGACAACUUGGAUGUACAUUUAUUCUAUCGACGGAAUAUCAUUUAUUCUUCCCAUAAGAGUUCCGGGCUAACUGGUUUGUUUUCAAUUGGUUUAAUUAGCUGUGAUAGCUCUAACUGUGCGUAAUCUUAAGCAUUAAAACAUAGCGCUAGCAAUGAGACUUUGAAAUUUGAAUCAACACAUCGGCCAUUUUUUUAUUUAACUUUUUUGCUAUUAUAAUCUUCGCUAGAAAUAGAUAAGAGUAUUGUGGUAUUUGAGUAACAGCUUAGCAACAUCUCCAGAUUGACUUAAUGAUUUUAUUUAAAUAACAUCACAACUACGUGAAAAAUGCGAUUUCAUUCUCAGAGCAGUGAAAGGAAAAUCGAACCACAGUAUACACACGAAUGGUUUUACUUUGGGAUGUACUUCAUAUUUUUGAGUUCAUGAGAGAGCCACAAGGCAGUUGAGAGCAACACCAAGGAACCAGCUUGAUGUGAAGACGCCAACGGUGUGGGAACAUAAAGGAGAAGAGUUGCGAUUCCAAGAGAAGCCUGCGGAAAACGACCUUUUUUGUUAUUGCUGACAAACACAUGCAACAAUAUUUGUUAUGUGUACCUGCAUCCACGCCAUAGCAGCCAGUGCAUUGGCAGCAUAUCGCGCUCGAGGUGGAAGUACGAUGCGACGUGACAAAAGCCAUACAGACGAUAAUAAGAGGACGGUAAAAUGCCCCUAGUACGAUGGUCAAACUGAACAGUAGAAGGAUUUUCAGUGAAAUUCCUGAUUUUAGGUGUCAAGGCUAGCCAAUCUUGAGGUAAGAAUCGUCCAGCCAUCAAGGGAUAUGAGUUGUAAACCAGACCAGCAUCCAAUCCUGCUACAAAUGCUCC